AUGGAAACAACUUUGUUGGAAAAAAUAGAACAAGAAUUAGAAAUCGUUGAGAGUAUCUACUCUGAUGAUGGAGUUAUAGUUACUAGAGCAUAGGAAUCUAAAAGCCAUGGUUCAGAUCAUGUUGAGUGUCUUCUCAAGCUUUAACCAAAUACUGGGUUUAAUGCUUAGAAAAUCGCAGUGAUUGUCGAAGCUAGAUUAACCUUUCAACCAUCGUAUCCAGCUGAUCCUCCUACGUUUGAGUUCUCUUCUGUCAAAGGCCUUGAUGAUGAACAGAUUGAUCAGAUUGUUCAUAAGUUUACAUAGGAGUUACAAGGCUUAUCUGAUUAGAAGAAGGAGAAUAGCGAUGAUACAGGUUACAUUUAUGAUCUUCAUGAUAAAUUCAGAGAAAUUUUGACUGAAUUUAAUGACACUGUAGAUGGAAGAUGCGCAGUAUGCUUGGAAAAGUUCUGCGAAGAUCAAACUAAGUUGUCUAUAGAAAAAUUCACAGAUCGUGUUGAUUUAGUGAGAGUCGACUAAUGUUUCCACAGAUUCCACUUGAUUUGUCUGUAUAGGGAUUGGUAUAUGACAAGAGUCAAGGAAAAGGAUGAGUUUGGAUGUGAAAUCGAGUAUAAACCUUAUGAGCAUAAGAGAUGUCCUAUCUGCAGAAGACAUGUCUCUCAGUAAGAACUCGACUAUAUCAAGACUCUCUUCAGCAAACACCCUGAAGUGGAGAAUCAUGCCUACAAGUAUUGA
Stylonychia lemnae is the source of this 732-nucleotide messenger RNA. NCBI's taxonomy places the organism in Eukaryota, Ciliophora, Spirotrichea, Sporadotrichida, Oxytrichidae. The record is from the annotation of a GenBank genome assembly.